AUGAGGGAGUUUGACAGUCCAGUCAAAGGAGGAGGACAGGAAGAGAUGAGAGAAUUCAAUGGGUCCAUAAGCACGAUGAGUGUCAAUCCCAGUGACUGGUCCUCGAUGACCCUCAAAUGCUUCCAGUACUCCAGCCUUAAGUAUCCUCGGCCUCAACUGAAGGUGGAAGAACAGCUUGGACCUGAGGCAUCCCUGGAUGGAGUACCCCAGGUAUGCUCAUAUAUGAUGGCAAGCCGUAUCAAUGUGAGUACCCCCAUGAUGACUACAAAUGAAGAGGACAAAGGAAAGGACAUGGAUGCAAAUUAUGCUUUGCAAGUGGCUUUGAGGCACAUGAAGGAGAGGUGCCAGAAGCAGCAAGCUCGCAUACAACUUCUUGAGGAAGAGAAUCGAAAGCUGAUUCAGCAAAAGAGUGAUUUGUAUGAAGAGAUAGGGAAGCUACAGGAAAAUAACAUCAAACUGAGAGAGCGCAAUCUCUCCCUGAAUCAUGAGAUUCAUUCAAAGCAUCAAGAAUGCUGCUCCAUCAGGGAAUCUCUUACCUCAAUGACACAGGAGAAAGCAAAACUAGGUUUACAGAUUCCAAAGCUUGAAGCUCAGAUUGAAAGUCUACAAAAGAUAUUACGUACCAAGGAUCAAACAGUCACCCCUCAGCUGAAGUCGAGUGUGAAUGUCUUUCAAGCACCUUUCUCAUCACAUGAUAUUGGAACUCAAACAAAAGCUGUCGAUGGACACAUGAAAGCCCUCAUCUCUGCAAUGAAGUCUCUUCUCAACCGGGAUUUUGCUACAAAGUGGAAUGGGUUGCAUCCAGCUAUGGUCCCCUUUGAGAAAAUGGUUCAGUUCCAAUGUUCACCACCAACAGUGCUAUUAUUGUGGAAACCAGAACAGCCACCACUGCCAUCAAAUGCUCUAGAACUGAAGGAAAAGAUCACUGCAGCUGAAGUCAGUUACACCAGACAUGCUGCAAUUGGCAAAUCAGAGGAGAACAUCAAGCUGGUUGCCAACCAAAUCACAGACACUAGCAAAAUUCACUCACAGGCUGGGGCUCAAAACUGCCCCCAACCAGUCACCAUCAGACAGAAUGUCAACAAGUUGAAGGUUCCUUGCAUCAAGUUUGGCCUGGAUCUGGGCCAUCUCUUGCUUUCGAGGGGUGUCUUCAGCUUCAGCUUCUGCUAUGCACCUCUCUCGCUCCAGCUUCUGACCCUCUUUUCUCUCUCUCCUCCUUUGAGCCUUGCUUACUUUCUUCUCUGUUACAUGCAUACUUUGAUUGGCUGCAAGAAAAUGGAACAGACCUUGCAGUUUCUUUCUCUCCUGGCGAUGCUUCUCCAAAAGUUCAUCUUCCUUGGGAAUAGUGAGACCUAG
Darwinula stevensoni is the source of this 1356-nucleotide messenger RNA. The record is from the annotation of a GenBank genome assembly. NCBI's taxonomy places the organism in Eukaryota, Metazoa, Arthropoda, Ostracoda, Podocopida, Darwinulidae.